This is a messenger RNA of Colossoma macropomum (tambaqui), 4684 nucleotides long. RefSeq names its product HECT domain containing 2 (gene hectd2). NCBI's taxonomy places the organism in Eukaryota, Metazoa, Chordata, Actinopteri, Characiformes, Serrasalmidae. The record is from RefSeq and is a predicted model, not a curated record. Gene Ontology annotation, molecular function: ubiquitin protein ligase activity. The transcript is spliced from 21 exons. Gene Ontology annotation, biological process: protein polyubiquitination. The coding region runs from base 456 to 2723 and encodes 755 amino acids.
UAGCAGCUCCAUCCUCCUCACCAACAUGGCGCCAGCGUGCAGCUGCCUCACACACACUCACUCAAACACACACACUCACACACACACACACAGGGCAGCGCUCCGCUGAGUGUCUGAAGUGAGCGGCGACUCUGAGUCCGCUCUGCUUUCCGCUCUGCUCUCGGUUAUUUUCUCACACGGAGCUGGAUUUUCGUCUCUGGAUGGCGAGAACAUCGUAGUGUUUCUAGUUUCUUCUGGAAAGUCCGAAAACUCACCUGCUAAGCCUGAAUCUCCGCCGCCGCGGCUGCGAGCUGUCUGCCUGCCUGCCUGUCUGUCUGUCUGCUCCAUCUGUUUACUGCACUGUGUUCUUCAGGACGGAGCUUUCCGCCUUACUUUAACAUUAACACGGACUUUCCUCCACCAUCCGAGCCAUGUGACUGUGUUUGCAAGAAGAAGUGGUCUUCACCCAGGAGGACAUGCGUCUGAAGAUGAGCGAGAAUAACUACCCGCUAGAAGACAGGGACAGAGACAGACUUCCUCCCAUUCUAACCCAUAGUUUGGAUCGUGGACCGAAGCUACCUUUCUCCUCAUAUGGAAGCUUCAUCUCAACCCUGAACCACAAGAGAGAGUCGGGCAGUCACAGCCUUUCCACUCAGCUCCUCUUACCAGCAGUCCGACAAGUGAGAGAACUCCCCCCGAUCUGUCCAGAUGUUAGACAGAAGCAGCGGAUCUCUAUUGACGUCUUGCCUCCGGAAGUUAAAGCUCGCUUUGCCUCAGACCCCAUCAUACCCAUCCGCACCAAAACUGCCAAAGAGUUUCAGGAAGACAUUGAAAAGGCGACUAUCUCAGGUGAUUGGAAGCAAGUCCAUGAUUUCUACUUGACCACAUUUGACUCCUUCUUGGAACUCAAUGCUGCCUUUAAGAAGGAAGCAAAUGCUCCAUACAACACUAUUGAAGACUCAGGAAUAAACACCAAAUUUGUCAAUGCUGUUUAUGAUGCCUUACUUCACACGCCCCCAGACACUCAGAAAUCGGUCCUGAAGGGAAUCAUUAAUAGCUUAUUAAGGGAAUGGAAGGGGCCGAGGACAAAAGAUGACCUGAGGGCUUAUUUCAUUCUUGUGCAGAACCCUCAGUACACCAGCACAGCCACAUAUGUCAUCUAUGCACACUUACUGAGGCAAAUCGCGGCGCUGGCUGAAGCAGACCACCAUUUCCUGAUGCACUGGUUUAAGAAACUAUCUCAGAAGCGUUUUAAGCAGCUGGUGGAACGCCUACAGCUCUUCAUCACCACACGGCUGUUCCCUGCCAAACCAGAGGAGCUGCCGCCCAUGGCCAAGUGCUCUUGGUGGAUCCCGUCUGCCACUAAAGUCCUCUCGCUGCUCAAUGCUGCAAACAGCAUUUCUUCUCCUCCCAUCAUCCCCUUCUCCGAUUUCUAUAAUCUGACACUGGACCACAUCGACUUCAUGGAAGACUACCAGACGUGGCAAGCUCAUGGAAAUUCCAACAGGUUCACGUUCUGCCAGUUCCCCUUCAUCCUGUCAACAGUGGUGAAGAAGGCCAUCAUCCAGAGGGACUCUGAGCAGCAGAUGAUCAGCAUGGCCAGGCAAACCCUGGUGGACAAGGUUUCUCGCAGACAGAGGGUGGAUAUGAGUCUGCUCUUUCUCAACAUUAAAGUGAGGCGUCUGCAGCUGGUCAGUGACUCACUGGAUGAGCUUUCGAGAAAGAGAGCAGACUUGAAGAAAAAGCUAAAAGUGACGUUUGUUGGGGAAGCAGGCUUGGACAUGGGCGGACUCACAAAGGAGUGGUUUCUUCUCCUGAUUCGACAGAUUUUUCACACCGACUAUGGCAUGUUCUCAUAUGUGAAGGAUUCUCAGUGUCACUGGUUCAGUAGCUGGAAGUGCGACAACUGCUCGGAGUUUCGUCUGGUUGGAGCUCUAAUGGGCCUGGCUGUGUAUAACAGCAUCACCCUGGACAUCCGAUUCCCUCCCUGCGUCUACAAGAAGCUGCUGACCCCUCCCAUCGUGCCGUGUGACCCCGACGCCCCCGUCGGCAUGGCGACCCUCACCCUGGACGACCUGCAGCAGAUCAUGCCUGAUCUUGCUCAUGGCCUUGGGGAGCUGCUCAGUUAUGAGGGAAACGUUGAAGAGGACUUCUAUACAACCUUUCAGGUUUUCCAAGAAGAACUUGGAGCAGUCAAGUCAUAUAACCUGAAACCAGGAGGAGAUAAGAUCCCUGUCACUAACCAGAACAGAAAAGAGUACGUCCAGCUAUACAUUGAUUUCCUGCUGAAUAAGUCCAUCUACAGGCAGUUUGCGGCCUUCUAUCAUGGGUUUCACAGUGUGUGUGCCUCCAAUGCCCUGAUGCUGUUGAGGCCAGAAGAGGUUGAAAUCCUGGUCUGUGGGAGUCCCAAUCUGGACAUGAGCUCUCUCCAGAGGGUGGCACAGUACGAAGGCUACAGCAAGACUGACCCCACUGUCCGUGCAUUCUGGGACGUGGUUCUGGCCUUUCCGCUGGAGCUGCAGAAGAGGCUUCUGCACUUCACCACAGGAAGUGACCGUGUUCCAGUGGGAGGGAUGGCCGACCUCAACUUCAAAAUCUCCAAGAUUGACGUCUCCACAGACUGGUUGCCCGUGUCGCAUACGUGCUUCAACCAGCUCUGCCUGCCUCCCUACAAGAGCAAGAAGGAACUGAGGCAGAAGUUAACCAUUGCCAUUUCAAAUGCUGAGGGCUUUGGCUUGGAGUAAACUGUAAUGGUCCAGUGGAAAAGAUCAUUCCUUUCAUUACUUUGAUUUAGAAUCUGAACUUUUUUUAUUUGCCAAGUAUAAGCAGUUUGUCUUGGUGCAGGUGUUAACAUAAUUUCCAAUAAAAUAUGGAAGAAAUACAUAUUUUUACAUAUUUUUUCUUUAUUCUUAUUAAUAGUUAUGUUUAUAGCUGCACUGAGACCCAAGACUUGUACACUUUGUACUUGGGUAGUUGAAAGAUUCUGAUUGUGAUUGAAGUCUUUGAGGAAUAGUAGCUAAUUUCUUGUGUAAGGAAAGCACAUUAGGCCACAUUAGGUUUGUGAAUUCCACACUACAGCUAGGCCUGUCACAAUUAUUACAUAAUCAUAUGAUUGCAGUUGUUUGAGCUGACCUCAGUUAUUUUCCACAGUUAUUAGCGUUCACAGUCAUAUGUUUACAUCACAUCAUUGGUCUUGGAGAAACCUAAGUUUUAAGUUCUGAUUGGUGCUAUAACACCUAUAGAGGGCAGCAGUGAGUAAUGUUUGUUUAUUUGAGCUCGAGCUGUUUCUGUCGUCAGUUGGGAACUACUAAGUAUUGACCGCUAGCCUGAUAGCUAAUCGGCCAGUUUGGCCACUUUGGGCUUGUACUUUUAGUAGUCGCAAUCAUUGAAAGGACAAUUAAAUUGUUAUUUGCAGUUAUUUAUAUGGCAAUUAAUCAUCGCUAAAUGUUGAUUGUGACAGGCCUAACUGUAGCUAGAUUUGAAGUUUUACUAGCAUUUAGCCAUUUGAUAUGGCUAUGGUGUGAUAGGAUGUGUUGUGCUGUGUAUGUAAUUGUUAAUAGUUACACUUUGUCCUGAACCAGGAUUCUAGGAAGAAUCCAGUUAAUCUGUACCGCAUACCUAGAGGGUUUCAGGUAUUGGACUCAUAUGCAUAUUUGAUUGCAUUACGUACAUCAUAGACCAAACCUUGUGUUGUAUUAGAACAUUUCAUUUUAGUAUGAAUGACACAGAAUAUCAGCAUUUGAUAUGUUUAAGACUUAAAGCAGAAGCCUACUUGGUAAUGAAGGAGAACUAUGUAAAUGGUUAGUGAGAGCAAACUUCAGUUUGACAACUUCGAGACUGGCUGGCAGGAGUGAAGUCUACUAAUGUAAUCCCACAGUCCGCCAGUGAAGAGGCUGAAAAUAGGCCAGAGAGAGGCUUGCUGUGUGUGAAAAUAGCUUGGCAAACAGUCUGUCACUAGCACUGCCUCUGCUCUGAGUGCUUAAAGUGACAGUACUCCAUCUCCCUGGCUACACUCUCUGGUAAUUCCAAGUCAUUUUGUCAGGCUGUAGUUGAGUCAAAAUAUUCCUCCGCUGUUCUAAUGUAGGGCCGUUAAAGCUGUUAAUGUUUCUGGAAUUGAAUUAGAAAUCACUCAUGCUCAGAAAUGGUCUUGUUAUGUAUAUAAUAGUGCAACAUGUUGACGACCCUUUCUUAACCUCUGAAAGGAAAACAACCAUGCUAACGUCUGCUUUUGUGGCCAUUACAGUGACCAUUGUGAUGACUAGCCAUGAGGAGGGCUGUUAGUUUGUACUAGAUUCGUGUUGAGUAGAGAUUGGAUGCUGAUGGGAUUAAUUUAUUGUCUGACUGUCUCAUGUCUGGUUUUGUAUCAUUUCUUAACUCGUUAUGUCAAAAAAGAACUAAUGAAAAUUCAAGUGAUGGAAUUAGUGAUGGCAGUUUGAAGUUGAGCGAUCUUGCUAAUAGUCAAAGAACUUCUCUUGCCUCUUCUCCUGAAUGGCUGAACUUUGGUCGCGUCAUAUGAACUGUUUGUAUCACAACUGUCAACCACAAUCUUGCAAGCGUUCACUUUAUUGCUUAAUGUCUUGUAUGACUGAAUACAAAUGUAUUUGCCAUGUAUUUAUUUCAACAUUGCUCAUUCUCAGUGAUUAAAGUUUUACAGCAACACUGUUUGACAUUUGAUAAUCAUUCAUUGUAAUAACUUAAGCACUUU